AUGGGUUUGGAAUGCUUUGUGGGUGCAAGGCUCUACGUCAGCCCAGAAGUUUAUCAGAGGAAAUAUAACUCCAAGAGUGAUAUAUGGUCAUUGGGAUGGUUGCUCCAUGAUCUCUGCAUGCUUAAUGUGUGGGCCGAUAACAUGCAGCGCCACAUACUUCAUGCUGUCAGUAUGACAGGAAACCCCCCUCCCAUCUCAGAGAGAUACUCAGAGGAACUUCGGGAAUUAAUCAGUCAAAUGCUCAGUUGUGACCGUAAAGACAGACCUUCAGCUGAAGAGAUUCUAGCUAAACCGUUCCUGACAGAUGCAGUAGACAGAAACAGCAGAACUCCAGAGGCACUAAUACAGAGUUUUGUUAAGUCUAUCACUGCCUUUGAUGAGGCCUACAACAAGCACUAUAAAGACAUUGAGGUUUUAGUUAGUGAGUGGGGAAGAAUAACAGAUUCGAUGGAGUCUGCACAUUACAGCGCCACAGCGGGGAGUCUGUCAGGUUCGGUGAUCGGAGCAGCUGGAGGAAUCACUGCAUUAGUUGGUUUAAUUUUGGCACCGUUCACUCUUGGGGCGUCUCUGAUUGUUACUGGUGUUGGUGUUGGAGUAGGAGUUGCAGGUGGAGUAACAGGUGCUGCAUCCACCAUUACUAACACUGUACAGCAAAAAUCAUUCAGAGAGAGUCUUGAACAAAUUCAGCAGAAGUAUAAAUCUGUAAGCGAACCAAUUCUCACACCACUGAAUACACUAAGAAGGGUACUGAGAAAAAUCACAAAGUUCAGUGUUUUUUUCGGCAGCUCAGCUUUUGACAAUGUGCAAAUAUCAUGCAAUUUAGACAGAAGGAAUGUUUUGUGUGCCACACAACUCAUGAAUUUGGGUCUGUUGGCAAAUGUUAGCAGAAUUGCUACUCAGACUGCAAGAGUAGGGCGAGUUGUAGCAGAAGCAGUCUCAGGAGUGUUAAGUGGACUGUUAGUCAUACUUGAUGUUGCCUUCAUAGUGAUGGAUUCUGUAGACAUUCACCAGAUGAGACAGGGAAAAGUAGAUGAUCCAGAAAAGGUCAAAUCCAGUGUACUUAAAUCCAUUGCAGAGAUGAGGAGAACACACAAUGAGCUUUGCAAUGUCCAGAAGGAAAUACAAAAAACAAGAGAGGAACUAAAAGACUAUAUAGAAUUGGCCAGGGGUAACAGUGGAAUAGACAAUGAUUUAAAUAGUUUAAACAUAUAUACAUAAUUCCAGUCAAAGAAUCAGGCAAAUUUAUAUAUGAGAAUGAGUAAAGAGAAAAAAUUAAUUUUUUGUAGAAAUCAAACUAAAUAUUUAAUAUGUUGAUCUGGAACAACCAGAAUUCAUGUGUAUAUAGUGAUUUUUACAAUGAUUGUUUCAGUAAAAUUAUGCAACAAACUUUGU
Molecule: messenger RNA, 1392 nt
Organism: Megalobrama amblycephala (Wuchang bream)
Lineage: Eukaryota; Metazoa; Chordata; Actinopteri; Cypriniformes; Xenocyprididae
Product: apolipoprotein L4-like
Exons: 4
Coding region: 1-1218 (405 amino acids)
Biological process (GO): lipoprotein metabolic process; protein phosphorylation; lipid transport
Cellular component (GO): membrane; extracellular region
Molecular function (GO): protein kinase activity; lipid binding; ATP binding
Source: RefSeq, a predicted model, not a curated record